CUCGUGCACUGCAGUUCGGCCUCUCUUCUAGGCAGAUAGAGUGUCAGCUGGGCAGCUGCACCAUGAACGCAGUGACCUAUGAUGAUGUGCAUGUCAACUUCACUUGGAAAGAAUGGACUUUGCUGAAUCCUUCCCAGAAGAAUCUCUACAAAGAUGUGAUGGUGGAGACCUACAGAAACCUCACUGCUAUAGGAUAUAAUUGGGAAGAUCAUAAUAUUGAAAAACAUUGUCAAAGUUCUAGAAGACAUAAAAGGCAUGAAAAAACAUAUACUAGAUUAAAACCCUGUGAAGAAAAUGAGUGUGGUAAAGCCUUUUUACAUCACAGUCAUCUUCAAAUGCAUAAUAGAUCAUGCACUGGAGAGAAACCCUAUGAAUGUAAUCAAUGUUGUAAAAUCUUUGCAUGUCAGCGUACUCUUCAAAUGCAUAAAAGAACACAUACUGGAAAGAAGCUGUAUGAAUGUAAUCAGUGUGGUAAAACCUUUGCAUGUCCCAGUUAUCUCCAAAGGCAUAAAAGAACCCAUACUGGAGAGAAACCCUAUGAAUGUACUCAGUGUGGUAAAGCCUUUGCACAACACUUUCAUCUUCAAAGUCAUGAAAGAACGCAUACUGGAGAGAAACCCUAUGAAUGUAAUCAGUGUGGUAAAGCCUUUGCAUUUCCAAGUAGUUUCCAAAAACAUAAAAGAACUCAUACUGGAGAGAAGCCCUAUAAAUGUAAUCAGUGUGGUAAAGCUUUCGCACAGCAUGAUGGUCUUCAAAUUCAUGAAAGAACCCAUACUGGCGAGAAACCCUAUGAAUGUAAUCAGUGUGGUAAAGCCUUUUCAUGUCCAAGUACUCUCCGAAAGCAUAAAAGAAUCCAUCCUGGAGAGAAACCCUAUAAAUGUAAUCAGUGUGGUAAAGCCUUUGCACAGCACUUUCAACUACAAAGUCAUGAAAGAACGCAUACUGGAGUGACACCCUAUGAAUGUAAUCAGUGUGGUAAAGCCUUUGUGUGGCACAGUUAUCUCCGAAUUCACGAAAGAAUGCACACUGGAGAGAAACCCUAUGAAUGUAAUCAGUGUGGUAAAGCCUUUGCAUAUCCCAGUAGUUUCCAAAACCAUAAAAGAACCCAUACUGGAGAGAAACCCUAUGAAUGUAAUCAGUGUGGUAAAGCUUUCGCACAGCAUGGUGUUCUUCAGAUUCAUGAAAGAAGCCAUACUGGAGAGAAACCCUAUGAAUGUAAUCAGUGUGAUAAAGCCUUUUCAUGUCCAAGUACUCUCCGAAAGCAUAAAAGAAUCCAUACUGGAGAGAAACCCUUUGAAUGUAAUCAGUGUGGUAAAGCCUUUGCACAGCACUUUCAUUUACACAGACAUGAAAGAACGCAUAGUGGAGAGAAAAAUCUAUGAAUGUAAUCAGUGUGGUAAAGCCUUUUUAUGGUCCAGUACUCUCCAAAAGCAUAAAAGAACCCAUACUGGAGAUACACCCUAUCAAUGUAAUCAGUGUGGUAAAGGCUUUGCACAGCACAUUCAUCUUCAACAUCAUGAAAGAACCCACACUUGAGAGAAACCCUAUGAAUAUAUUCAGAGUGGUAAAGCCUUUGUGUGUCACAGUUAUCCCCAGAGGCAUGAAAGAAGCCAUACUGGAGAGACAUCUUAUGAAUGUAAUCGGUGUGGUGAAUCCUUUUUACAACACAUGUAUCUACAAAGUCGUGAAAUUAGCCGUGCUGGAGAGAAACCCUAUGAAUGUAAUCAGUGUGGUAAAGCCUUUGAGUGUCACAGUUAUCUCCAGAUGCAUGAAAGAAGCCAUACUGGAGAGAACCCUAAGAAUGUAAGCAGUGUGGUGAAUCCCUUUUACAGCACAUUCAUCUACAAAGUCAUAAAAUUAGCCAUGCUGGAGAGAAAAGCCUAUGAAUGUAAUCAGUGUUGUAAAGCCUUUGUAUGUCACAGUAGUCUCCAAGCACAUGAAAGAACUCAUACUGGAGAGAAACCCUGUGAAUAUAAUCAAUGUUGCUAAGCAUUUACAUGUUUAGUGAUCUCUGAAAACAUGAUAGAACCCCUACUGGAGAGAAACAUUAUGUAUGUAAUUAGUGUGAUAAAGGCUUUGUUUAUUAUAGUCAUCUUUAAAGGCAUGAACUAACAUAUGCUGGAGAUAAACUCUAUGAAUAUAAUGAGUGUGGUUAAGCCUUUGCACUUCACAGUACUCUAAAAAUGCAUAAAAAAUAACACAGUGGAGAUAAACUCUCUAAAUGUAAUUAGUGUGGUAAGGCAUUUGCAUGUAUGAAUAAUCUAAAUCAUGAGAAAUAUCAUAUGGCAUAGAAACCCUGUAAGUGGUUUAUUGUGAUAAAGUUUUGUACUUUAUAUAGUAGUAAAACUUUUUGUGUGCAACAAUCUCUUAAAAUCGUUGUAUAUUUCAAUAGACAUUGACUACCUGAAAAAGAUUCUGAGGACUUCUUAUUAUAAAGUAUUUGAUAAGAUCUUUAGUCAAAACACUUAUAAUCAGCUACAUAAUGAUUUGGGUUUCCCUUCUGUAUGUUGUGAAUGUAUUUUGUUACCAUUGUUUAAUAAAGAAGCUGCUUUGAUCCUAUGACAGGGCAAAAUAGAGCAAGGCAGGAAUUCCAAGCAGAGGUAGAGGAGAAAAGAAAGUGUAGUCAGACUCCAUGUAUCUGUUGAAGGAGACAGAUGCCCUGGAACCUUACUGGUAAAUCACAGGUCUUGUGAUAAAAUACAAAAUAAUAGGAAUGGGGUUAAUUAAGAUGUCAGUGUUAGUUAACAAGAAUCCUGAACCAAUAGGCCAAGCAGUGUUAAUUAGUAUAGUUUCUUUGUGACUAUUUUGGGUCUGGGCUUCCAGGAAUGAACAAGAGUCUUCUGCCCAUAACACAAGAGUGUUUCUUCUGUAGAAAUGAAUUUGACUGUGUUAACCAUCUUCAAGCAUUAUGAUGUCCUUUUUACUGUUUGUACUUACAAUCAUGGUAAAAUGAAUUUAUGGAGCCCUAUGUGUAGGGUAAAUGGUCCAGCUAAAGAAAUACAUCCUGACCCUGAAUCCAGAGCCAUUGAACUAUAUAAUUUUGACUCUGAAGCUGGAGCCAAAGAAAUACAUCGUGACUCUAAAACCAAGACAAAGAGACACAGUUUGUUCCUGAAUUCAGAGCCAAUGAAAGAAACACCUGACUCUGAAACCAGACUCUAAAGUUUAUAAGAGGCCAGUGAAAGAACACACUUUGGCCCGGAAACAAGUGCCAAAAAAACACUCUACCCUAGACCACCUGAGCAUAAAACCAGCUAAUCCUUAAGCUCCAGAUCUACCAAUACCUGAGCAUGAAAUCCAGCCAGUCUCUGAGUUGUUCAAGAUCAGGGAUUGACAUCUUAACAAUUCCCACCCUGAGAAUCUUCUCCCUGGAAAAUCUCUGCCCCUAAGAAGGCCUAUAUAAGUUCUGUACAUGUUCAGUUGGCAUCUGCCCAUUUCUGCCCUGGCAGAGGCAGCCCUUCUCCUGGAUUCUUCCUUUCCGAAUAAAUUUCUUGAA
This is a messenger RNA of Myodes glareolus (Bank vole), 3496 nucleotides long. The record is from RefSeq and is a predicted model, not a curated record. Lineage: Eukaryota; Metazoa; Chordata; Mammalia; Rodentia; Cricetidae.